Molecule: messenger RNA, 2171 nt
Organism: Onthophagus taurus
Lineage: Eukaryota; Metazoa; Arthropoda; Insecta; Coleoptera; Scarabaeidae
Product: protein SPT2 homolog
Biological process (GO): nucleosome assembly; transcription by RNA polymerase I
Cellular component (GO): nucleolus
Molecular function (GO): DNA binding; histone binding
Source: RefSeq, a predicted model, not a curated record
CAGUCCUUCCUCACCAAGUUGACAUGUACGACGUAGAAGGAUCCUACUCCAUCACAUAAAUCCAAUUUUACGUUAAAUUUUAUUCUUUAAAACCUUACUUUGACCUCAAUCAUGGACUUUGGCGAAGUCCUACAAACAGCGAAACAAAAUGGGUCCUCAAAACAGCAGAUUCAAUAUUACUCGACGAAAUUCGCCCCGCCGAAAAAGGAACAACGCAACAAGACGGUGUCGGUGAAUGUGCAAAAAUUUUUAGCUAGAAAAGAGGCGGAAGAAAAGCAAAAAAUGGAAGAAGCUCGUCGACGGAAAGAAAAAUUAUUGGAGUUACGUUCGCAUGAUAAAAAAGCAACAAGACGCGUUAGUGUAAUGCUUAAAAGAACAAAAUCUGCUAAUAAAGCGGUUAUUGAGGAUGCUAAAGAUGCGGAUAACACCGCGGUGACUUUAGUGGGGCCCAGUCAGCCUGAUGAAGACGAUUACGGGUAUGUUUCAAAAGAAUCUGAAGCUUUGUAUAAUAAAAUGAUGGAAAAAUAUAAUAAAAUGCCGGAGGAGGAUAAAUUUGCGAUGGGAAAGCGAAAAGUUAGCACAAAUUUAAGUAAUACUAAAGAAAAAGUAAUGGCUGCAUUGGAAAGGGAGCGUUUAGAAGCUAGUUUACCACAUAGGCGGAAAAGAAAACAUCAAUCAAGUGAAUCCUUGGAACCUGAAAGAAGUGAAGUUUCUCCUAAAUACGAAAAUGAAAAGAAAAAAGAAAAAACUAAAUUUAAAGCUGCACCUCCUGUUAAUUUUGAUGAUUUAUUGAAAUUGGCUGCCAAAAAACAACAUGAACCAAUAAUAAUAGAACCCAAAAAAGUAGAAGAAGAACGCCUCUUAACCAAAAAGCAGAAAAAAGAGAUGGAAAAAGAAAAAGAAUGGAGAGAUAGAAAAGAAUCUCGGGGAAAACCUCAACCUGAAAAUCGAAAUACUAUCUUAAAACCGCCUCAAGCGGUCAAUGGGGCUCCAACAAACGAUAUCAAAAACAUAAAAAAAUCAGAAUUCAAAGUGCCUAUUGCAAAACCAUCGUUGCCUUCUUCAAAUCUACCUAAAAUCCAAUCAGAAAAGAAUCCUAUAGCCAAAGAUAUUAAUAAACGCGUUGAAAAGUUGCCUCAAAAAAUUAAUGAUAAAGAACGAAUUGAAAGAGAAAAGUUAUUAAUGAAAAAUCCGAAUUUACCAAGUCUUAAUAGAAACGGCGAAAAAAAACCAAUUCAAAGUUUAACAAAUGGAAAACGAAAAGAAUUAAAUUCUAAAGAUUUACAAAAACGCCCAUUGGAUGUUCGACCUCAAAAAAUGCAAGAUAUUAAACCGAAAGAAUUUCCUCCUAAAGAUUUAAAACCUAAACAAUUUCCCCCUUCGGAUUUAAAACCGAAACAAUUCCCACCACCGGACGUUAAAAAGAAACAAUUUCCAUCGAAAGAUGUUAAAAGAAAACCAUUGGUUGUUAAUAAAGGUCGGAUUUUGGAUGAUGAUGAUGAUUACGAUUCAGAAAUGGAUGAUUUUAUUGAUGAUGGUCCGGAUGAAGAGCAAGAUUACUCGAGUAUAAUUGGACAGAUUUUUGGUUAUGAUAAACGGAGGUAUAAACAAUAUGAUGAUGAUGAUGAUACUGAUAAUAUGGAAAGUACUUUUGCUCAGCAAAUGCGAGAAGAAUGUAUAAGUACUAAAAUCGGUAUAAAAGAAGAUUUAGAAGAUAUGCAACGUGAAGAAGAAGAAAAGAAAUUGAAAGCUCAAAGGAUGAAGAAAUUAAGAAGAGUUUAGAUUUACGUUUUCGUAAUAUUUUUUUUUUUUAAUUUUUACAGAGUAUUUUCAAGAUUUUGUUUUUCUUUGUUCUGGGAUAAGAUUUAAAUGUGAUACCGGAGUAUUUGUUAAGUUUAGAACGUUUAAACACUUUUUAUGUAUACAUUUUUAUAUACAGGUGUAACAAAUAACCUUUUUUUCACUCUGUAUAUUAUUUUUAUUGUGUUUUCCAUAUUACUGGAAAAGUUUAAACGAAAUGAAAACAACACACAAUUUAAUAACUUAUAUUAAUUAAAUAUUUCUUUUCUUUUUGUAUAUAUAUUAUAUAAAUUCACCAUUGUAUAACAAGUAUGGUAUUUUUAUUAAAAACUUAUUGAAGGAUUAAUAAAAUAAAAUUGGCUAGUGCAAAA